CGCUGGUCUUAUUAUAUGUUUGCAAUACAGAGGCGCCCAUUUUUUGCAGUGUUUAGAAACUUCAAUAAAAUGUCAGCGCCUUCGAAGACAAAAAGUUAUGUUAAAUUGCUGCAGAAAGCAGAAGAAAGGGAAAAUGCAGAAUGCGUUGUAACGGGUUGUAUACCCGAAUGGCUAAACGGAGAUGUGCUUCGUAAUGGUCCUGCCGAAUUCGAUAUUGGCCCUGAUACUUUUAAGCACUGGUUUGACGGUCACGCACUGCUGCACAAAUUCAGUAUGUUUGAGGGUAAAGUUACGUACAGCAGCAAGUUUCUACGUUCGGGGACUUAUAAAACUAACCACGAAAAUUCGAGAAUAAUAAUCGGAGAAUUUGGCACCGCUUCACGCCCCGACCCGUGCAAAAACAUGUUUAGCAGGUUUUUUACAAAUUUCGUAGAAAUUGCCCCUCGAUCUGACAAUGCAAAUGUCAGUGUUGCCCAACUUGGUGAGGCUUACUACGCAAUUACGGAUGGACCAACAGCUUAUGGAUUCGAUCCGGAAACACUGGAGACCAAAAAUUUAAUAACAGACUGUGGGCCAGCUAAUAUGACUGUCACUGCCGCACACCCGCAUUAUGAUCGUAACGGAGAUUACUUAAACCUGGGUACGACAUUCGGGCGAACUCCGCAUUACCACGUCAUCAAAGUACCGGCUGCAAAAAUGACGUCACCAGACCCAAUGAAUGAGUUGGAAGUUUUUAUGAAAUUUCCAUCCACAACAAGCAACGCAAGUUAUCAUCAUAGUUUCGGACUCUCAGAAAAUUGGAUAAUAUUUCAUGAGCAGCCGUUUAGCUUCAGCACUCCUAAACUGUUAAUUGGAUUGAAACUUUGGAAUCCAAUUCUGUCUUCGUUUUAUGAAGAUAAAAAAACAAUCUCUUUUCACAUUAUCAACAAAACCACGGGCGAGAAGAUAGCAACAAAAUACGAAGCCAGGGGAAUGUUCUGCUUCCAUCAUAUAAAUGCUUACGAGACUAAAGAGAACGAUGGAAAGAGAUUCAUAGUUGUUGACAUGUGUGGAUCAGACCGCUCCUUAGUAUGGCUGCUGUAAGUAAGCCUACAUCCCCUAUUUAUGUAUGCUAUUUCUUCGGAGUAUAUCUUGCCGUCGCAUUUAGUAAAAAUAAACGUGGAGACGAAAGAAAUAAAAUAUUGGAAAGAAAAGGACAAGUAUACGUCAGAGCCCAUCUUUGUACCUCGUCCUGGAUCGCAAGACGAAGACGAUGGGGUUGUCCUUUCAACUGUCAUCAGUCCUACAGAUGACAAGACGUUUCUUCUGAUUUUGGACGGUCAGUCGUUCAAAGAGAUUGCACGAGCUGAGAUUGAGACCAAGAUGUCCUACCCUUUGCAUGGUUUAUUCUCCAAGCGUGACAGAAUACACACCGAAGUUUAUUUCAGAAUAUACAAUGUUACUAAUAUGUUCGCAUGCAAGUUCUUGUGUUUUGUCUACUUAUACAGUAAAAAAAACUUUUAACCAGGCGACGACUUUUAAUAUUAACAAGUUUAAGUGCAUAAUUACACAUAUUGUUUAUUGCAGUUUAUAAUCGUGACCAUUCAAUAGUGGUUUGCUCUCUUGUAAGCAUAAAUGUGAAAUUGUAAUUACAAUAAAAUGCUGGAAUGGUA
Ciona intestinalis (vase tunicate) is the source of this 1652-nucleotide messenger RNA. The record is from RefSeq. NCBI's taxonomy places the organism in Eukaryota, Metazoa, Chordata, Ascidiacea, Phlebobranchia, Cionidae.